Messenger RNA from Dendronephthya gigantea, 1914 nucleotides. RefSeq lists its product as uncharacterized. The transcript is spliced from 5 exons. NCBI's taxonomy places the organism in Eukaryota, Metazoa, Cnidaria, Anthozoa, Malacalcyonacea, Nephtheidae. Bases 125 to 1054 code for a protein of 309 amino acids. The record is from RefSeq and is a predicted model, not a curated record.
CUUGUUGUUAAUCACCCAGGGUGUGUGUAAACACUUGUAAGUCUUGUAUCCUUCUAAGAAUAAACUAUAACUGCGUUACCUCAUUCCUGUCAAGACGUGCUACACAAACGAAGACGUUCAAAUCAUGAAAUUUAACUUGAUUAUACUAUUCCUAGCAUGUUUGGGGUCAUUGGCGAAGAUUCACGGCUCUGUCGGCCCCAGUCCAACGAUUUAUGUUCAAGUUCAACUCAGUUUUACUGACCUCACAAAUGAAGAUGUCAUACCAGCUAUAAAUGUGACUGCGGCACAGGGAACAACAGCUUUUCAAUUUCUCCAGCUUGCCUCCGAUCAAAACCCAUGUUAUCUAUUUCAAUACAUAACAUACCCGAGUCUUGGUCAUUACAUAACCACCAUAUGCUGUGUAGAACAAAACACAACAUCAAAGUUCUACUGGUUCGUCUACAUCAAUAACACCCAAUCUCCCGUUGGAGUUGAUCUUAUAAAGCCAAAUAAUGGAGAUGUCCUUAAAUUUGAGUACCGGUUUAUAAACUCUACUGGUGGUUCUCAUUCUAAUACAACUUCUGCAGGAGCUGAUAACGCUACUGCAACGGUUUCCGUUUCUGUCAAACUUACAUUCAACAAUUAUCCAGACCCAAAUGUUUUACCUCCACAACAAAUCGUAGCUCCAAAUGGAACGACAGCCUUUGAAUUCCUUCAACUCGCCUCACAGAUCAACCCGUGUUAUAUUUUCAACUACACGACGUUCAGUUUUGGCCGUUACAUUACCACAAUAUGUUGCGUUGAAGAAAAUGUAUCUACGAAUUAUUAUUGGUUUAUUUACUUAAAUGGUCAACUUUCCCCAGUCGGUGCUGAUUUACUCAAACCAAAAAAUGGAGAUACCCUGAAGUAUGAGUACCGAUUAUGGAGGAACCUUAAUCAUACAUUGCCCACCAACAGCACAAAAGCAGCAACAACAUCAGGAGAAGGGGGCACGAUGCUCUCUCAAAGCUUAAACAUAUUAUUGUUGAUAAUUAUUGGGAACCUUGCCCGAGAUUGCUGUUAUCAUAUCCUGUGAAGCGCGAACGAAUGAUAGUGUGAACCUGUACGGAUGAAUUUAUGGUCAUUUUUGAUAGAUGUUUAAUUUGAGGAGUUUUUUGAGAUUUAAGAUGCGAUGUAUUUUUUAUUGUCUUUUCGGUCAAUUGUGACAUUUAAGUGUGUUAUAUGAAUCAUAAUCAUAUGUACCUAUACAGAAUGAAAAUAAAUAAUCUUGCGGAUGGCUUUAAUUAAUUCAAAGUCUUCAAUAUUGUAUCGGAGAACAAGAAAUACGGCGCUCUACUAAGCGUUGACAAGGACCAAACCAUUUGCGACAUUUUCCUAGACUAUAAGAAAGGUGGUGGUCUUGGACUAAAUUUUGCCGUAUUUUUAAUUUUAGUACAUUUGUGUCCUAAACAGGAUUGCUGCUCUUUAAAACCACAGUGGACCAAUAAUUGUGGCGCGCGUGUGUAAAGCAGUAUGCACCAGUGAACGCAAAUGAAAUUGGAACGAUAACUCUACAGGAUGUAUCGAAAAAAGGCAACCACCACUUAAUAUUAUAAACAUACUUUUUUUUUAAGCACAAUUUUAGGCCUGAGAAAUCGGGACUGCAGUGGCUUGUCAGCCAUGUCUUUGUGUUGAAGAACGAGUAUUGUCCAAUUCCAAUACUCCAGCAAGCAUACCGGUGGUUAGUUUGCUAAAAUUACUCCUGCCACUAGUGUCCGUCGUACCGAUGGAGAAUUGAAUAUAUGAUCGGUAAAGAGAUAUUGUCCAUCGGUGCUGAUGGAGAAUGUAGGAUCGAGGGUAAUUAAUUAUCAUAGAUUAUGCAAAUCCCGGAUGUACAAUUUGUUUUUCCAUGUGCUUGGACGCCUUUUUGUACAUGGAUCCUUUUUGAUAGCAAAU